Messenger RNA from Dothidotthia symphoricarpi CBS 119687, 1245 nucleotides. RefSeq lists its product as uncharacterized. The transcript has a single exon. Lineage: Eukaryota; Fungi; Ascomycota; Dothideomycetes; Pleosporales; Dothidotthiaceae. The record is from RefSeq and is a predicted model, not a curated record. Bases 1 to 1245 code for a protein of 414 amino acids.
AUGAAUACAUUCGGGUAUACCGCGCCCAUCUUCGCUUUGCCCUUGGAGCUUCGCGAGCAGAUAUACAGAGAUGUGCUAUCAUCAACAGAGCAAGGAUCCGACUUACUCCGGACAUGCCGGGAUAUCUACACCGAAGCCCAGAAGUUUCUGUAUCAACGAAAUAUCAACUUCUGCGGUCAGUCGGCUUUGUUUCAGUGGCUGGAUCACGUUCCUGCCGAGUUUCUCUCAUAUGUUACGCAAAUUUCCCUCAGUGUCUUGGAUGUUGACCUCAGCCCGCUUCUCAAGUCAAAGUUCGAAGCCUAUCGAUCUAUUUCUCCAACACGGCUCCAUACAUGGGAGUUGUACAAUCGCGAGGUUGAGAGAUUACGAGCAGCUCUUGAGAAGCUACCGAGAAUACAAGCCAUCACAAUUCGAGCACUUCCAGGUCAGCGGUCAUACUUCUACCAGGAGUUCCUAUCCAAGGUUUUGGGCAUGUUAAGCUCGUUACAUUCCAAUCUGUUAGAUCUUCGAUUGGGAGGGAACUUGAAUCAUCAGAAUCUAUCAUUCUUAUCCAAACUUAGACGACUGCAGUCUUUCUCUUUCAACGGGAUUUCUUCGUCCUCGCCGAUGGAAAUGGCUGGCAUACUAGCAAGUCUCGACCAUUUGACGCACUUGUCACUGGUUUCGCAACAUGGCAUAUCAGAAUGUCUUCUACACCAUGUAUCCACAACGAAACAACGAUCCUCCUCUCCCGACGUCAUACGUACGAUGGAGCAAUUAGCGCCAUUCUUCGGCACUGAUCGCAUCUCGGCCUCCUCGCCAGCGUUAGCCUUCACACCAGAAGUCCUUGGUGCGAUCCACGACCACAAGACACUCAAUGGCUUGUCGAUUUCCUUAUCACAGACUCCAGAUCUUCAGACCCUAGGUUCCCUAGAGGAAUAUCUUGGGAAAGCUUCAAUCGAAGAGCUAGAGCUCAAUUGGCCUGAUCUGGAUCCAGAUGUUCUGAAACAGUUCGACUUGUUGCCAGAAAGCCUCAAACACCUUUGCGUCAGGUCGAGAAGUAAUGCAGACGCCUCUGCUAUGUUGUGUUCGAUUGUCGAUUUUCAAAAAGCAGGUGGCUUGCUCCAGCUUCGAACGGUUGUGCUCGUGCGUUCAGCUCAGAGUUGCAAGAACUCACCGUCUGGUCGUAAGGACAACGAGAUUGGGGAAGCAGAAGUUGGGGAUGAUGUUGUAAGUUUCCAAGUCCACGGAGAAUGGAAAGGAUAG